Molecule: messenger RNA, 3346 nt
Organism: Talpa occidentalis (Iberian mole)
Lineage: Eukaryota; Metazoa; Chordata; Mammalia; Eulipotyphla; Talpidae
Gene: TARS2
Product: threonyl-tRNA synthetase 2, mitochondrial
Exons: 19
Coding region: 223-2691 (822 amino acids)
Biological process (GO): threonyl-tRNA aminoacylation
Cellular component (GO): mitochondrion; cytoplasm
Molecular function (GO): ATP binding; threonine-tRNA ligase activity
Source: RefSeq, a predicted model, not a curated record
CUCAGACCAACUGCUGCUUCCCCAGACAGAAGCUCUGGCCGCUGGAAACCUACAUUAAACAGCUUUCUCUGACAGCUCCUCCUCCACAGUCUUUGAUUCCAUCACCAUCAGAAACUUGAGAACCAAGUCUAACCACCCCCACCCCCAGGCAAGGAGCCAAUGAGGGAUCUGGCGGAGGAGAGGCGGCGGUAACUGGCGGCUGUGUGCCGGGCCUGAGGAAACAUGGGGCUGUAUCCGAGGUGGCGGCGGCUCCGGCUCCCAGGGUUACGAGCCUGCGGGGUGCACACGGCAGCUGUGCCGACCCUUCCGCACUGGUUGGCAGAGCGGCUUGGCCUCUUCGAGGAGCUCUGGGCCGCCCAGGUGAAGAGGUUAGCCCGCAGGGCCCAGAAGGAGCGCCGGUCUAUUAAGAUAUCACUUCCCGGAGGCCAGCAAGUGGACGCUGUGGCGUGGAACACAACCCCUUACCAAAUAGCCCAGCAGAUCAGUUCAACACUGGCAGAUACUGCAGUGGUGGCUCAAGUGAAUGGAGAACCCUAUGAUCUGGAGCGGCCCCUGGAGACAGACUGUGACCUCAGGUUUCUGACUUUUGCUUCUGCAGAGGGGAAAGCAGUGUUCUGGCACUCCAGCGCCCAUGUCCUGGGGGCAGCAGCUGAACACCAACUAGGUGCUAUCCUCUGCCGAGGUCCCAGUACAGAGUGUGGCUUCUACCAUGACUUCUUCCUGGAAAAGCAGCGGACAGUCCGGGGCUCGGAGCUGCCUGUCUUGGAGCGCCUCUGCCAGGAAUUUGCAGCUGCUGCUCAACCCUUCCGGAGGCUAGAGGUUUCCCGGGAGCAGCUUUGUCAACUCUUCAAGGAUAACCCCUUCAAGCUCCGCGUGAUCGAGGAGAAGGUGACAGGUCCGGCAGCCACAGUAUAUGGGUGUGGCAUGUCGGUUGAUCUUUGCCGGGGCCCCCACCUUCGCCAUACUGGACAGAUCGGAGGACUGAAGCUAUUAACAAAUUCGUCAGCCUUAUGGAGGUCUUCAGGCAGCCCAGAGCCGCUGCAGAGAGUGGCGGGGAUUUCCUUCCCCACGGCAGAGGAGCUGAGGGCCUGGGAAGAACAGAGGGAGGAAGCAGAGUUACGGGACCACCGGCGCAUUGGGAAGGAGCAGGAGCUCUUCUUCUUCCAUGAACUGAGCCCUGGGAGCUGCUUCUUCCUGCCUCGCGGGACAAGAGUGUAUAACGCACUGGUGGCUUUCAUCAGGGCCGAGUACACCCGCCGUGGCUUCUCAGAGGUGAAAACCCCCACGCUGUUUUCCACAAAACUGUGGGAACUGUCGGGGCACUGGGCGCACUACCAGGAAGACAUGUUUGCCCUGCAACCCCCGGGCUCUGACAGGCCUGCUGGCCAGCCCACAGACACACUGGCCCUCAAGCCCAUGAACUGCCCUGCGCACUGCCUGAUGUUCGCCCACCGGCCCAGAUCCUGGCGAGAGCUGCCCCUGCGACUGGCAGACUUCGGGGCCCUGCAUCGGGCUGAGGCCUCAGGCAGUCUGGGGGGCCUGACCCGGCUGCGGUGCUUCCAGCAGGACGACGCACACAUCUUCUGUGCCCUGGACCAGCUGGAAGCGGAGAUCCGGGACUGUCUCGAUUUCCUCCGCUCUGUCUACGCUGUCCUUGGCUUCUCCUUCCGCCUGGCACUGUCCACCCGGCCAUCUGGCUUCCUGGGAGAGCCUCGCCUUUGGGACCAAGCUGAGCAGGUGCUUCAGCGGGCCCUGGAAGAAUUCGGAGAACCCUGGGACCUCAACCCGGGAGAGGGUGCCUUCUAUGGGCCUAAAAUUGACGUGCAUCUGCAUGACGCCCUGGGUCGGCCCCAUCAGUGCGGGACAGUCCAGCUCGACUUCCAGCUGCCCCUGAGGUUUGACCUCCAGUACAAGGGGCAGGCGGGGGCCCCAGAGCGGCCGGUCCUCAUUCACCGAGCGGUGCUGGGCUCCGUGGAGAGGAUGCUGGGCGUGCUGGCCGAGAGCUGCGGGGGGAGAUGGCCCCUGUGGCUGUCCCCGUUCCAGGUGGCGGUCAUCCCAGUGGGCACCGAGCAAGAGGGAUACGCCAGGGAGGUAUGGCAGAGCCUGAAGGCCGCGGGACUGGCCGCGGACCUGGACGCCGACUCUGGACUCACCCUCAGCCGCAGAGUCCGCCGGGCCCAGGUCACCCACUACAACUUUCAGUUUGAACCACUUUCUCUCGGCGUCGGGAAUGCUCUCCUGCCAUCCAUCACAUUCCUCUCGGAGCUCUCAGGAGGAUUCAGGGUGAGUUUGGGAGGAGCUGCUGCCAGAGGAGGAGCAGCUGGGACUGAGUCACGGCAAGGCAGGAAGCUGAGGAGGGCGGGAGAUGGCCGUAUAAAGACGGAGCAGGAACCGGCCCUGAGCUGCACAACAGCAGCAGCAACCGGAGAAGCAGGCUCCAGCAGCCCAGCCCUCUGCCCGAGGACGCGCUCCGAGCCGCCACUGACCAGCCCUCGCCCUGCGAUGGGGGCCGUGCCCAGAGCAGCUGUGCUCCUGGCCUGCUUGGCUAUUGUCUCGGCAACCCCCGAGGGCGGUGAGUCAGGUGGGGGUCGGCACUGGGGAAGGGGUUCUGGCCAGCGUGGGCGCGGGCCUGGUCAGCCACCCCGAGAGGCUGUCACCCGCAGGGCGAUUCUCCAUUCGGCCUGUUUCUGAGCAGGCCCCAGAGGACCCGGGGCGUGGGCGCCUUUAACCAGAGGGCACAGGGCACAGAGGAGAGGGGUUCCUGGAGAUGCCGCCAAGACCACAAAAUUGCAGUCAGAUGGACAACAAUGGGGGGGAGGGGUGGCUUCACAGGUGGGGGCCUCUGCCUGAAGACCACCUGUAUGUGGGGCCUAUAAGGAGGCCCCCCCCGCCGCCCCGGAGCUGCUCAGAACUGUUUUGCUGACCCGUGACUGACUCCCUGCCUGGUUAGGGGAGGAGUUGAGGUGUCCAUCCUCUGGGGCCGCUCGCAGCCACCCUAGACCUAGCGCGCGCUCUGCAGCUGAGGCUCCGGAGCUGAGCGCAGCUGAGGGACCUGUGGGGCCAGCCACAAAGUCUGCCAACCCCGCCAGUUAUCCCCUGGGGCGACUCCUUUCCUGGGGCUCUAGACUGACACGGAAUCCUGAAUCAUCCCCGGCCCCCCAGGUAGUAGAUUCAGACCCCACUGAGGAGGAUCCAGGACUAGCUGAAGGGCCGCCUCAGCCUGCGGGCGGCUCCUGCUCUGAAAGCCCAAGGUGCUCAAAACACCUGCAGCAGAGGGGGGGGUGGCCGGUGGCGCUCCCGCAGCUCAGGUGCACUUUCUUCUGAAGCUUCCGAGCUGAGAGGCUGG